CACAACCAGCGCUCCCUGGUCAGGCCGCCCCUUCCCUUCGUCACCACUGCCGGCGCUCCCUGGUCAGGCUGCCCUCCCCUUCGUCACCAGCGUCGCCGCUCCCUAGCAGGCCGCCCCUCCCCUUCGAAUCAGAUCGCAGAAGUGGUCGGGAAGAUCCUCGAGCUCGGCAUGCUCGCGCCAGUGGUAGGCGCCGUUGGAUGUGGACGCGGAGGCUCGGGACUUGCACGCCCUACUCUACCCUGUUCCUUCCAAUCCGGCCCCGAAGUGCUCGAGGAGGCGCUCGAGGUCGGCAUGCUCACCGGCGAUGCUUGGUCCCUCCAUUCUCCUGGUUCCCUCACCGUCGCCAACAUGAGCCUCUCCACUCUCUCCCGCGCGAUCGUCCAGGUCUAGCCCCUUCUGGUUGUGAGUGGAUCCAAGAGUUCAUAUGAUGCAGUAUCUUUUUGAAAGAUGAUACAUUAUCUUCAUAAAAGAAAGGAAGUUGGAGAAGUUAUUAUUGAAGAGGAAUUCAGUGCUAUGUGCUUCUCAAGAGCUAAACUGGAACAAGAAGUGCAUGACUCUCAUGCCUACACUAACUAAUCAGGGGUGAGAAUUACUUAUCGAUGACUCGGGCAUCAACUCUUGAUUUUCGGCGGAAGACACAGGGUCAGAACAACUGGUCUGGGCCGUUGCGCCCAGUAAAUGCCAUCAAAAAUAAAUUCCCUACCUAUAAGAAUGGUACGAAUGGGAUAGUCAUCAAAUUUGCUGAUGAGCCAGAAACGCCAUGACUUAAGGAGUCUGUUGCCAAAGAGACAACAGAUCUGCUUGAUCGGCGUCAGCGUCUUUCAGUCCACGAGCUCGCAAUGAAAUUUGAGAAGGGCCUCAAUACUGCCACAUUAUUAUCUAACGAGGUUAAAUGUAAACAAGUGGCUUUAUUAGAGCGAGACAUCCUUCUGAAGAAUCUAAAGAGUGUAUUGGAGUCACUGAGAGGUCAAGUAGCUGGCAAAUAUAAGGAUGAAAUUGAGGAAUCGGUAUCUAUGGUGGAUAUUUUAGCAGUUCAGCUGUCCAAAACAGAAAAUGAGUUGCUUCAGCAGAAAACCGAGGUCACGAGAAUAGCGACUUCACUAAAACUGGCUUCUGAAGAUGCUAGGAGAAUUGUUGACGAAGAACGAACUAAUGCACGCAUGGAGAUUGAAAAUGCUAGAGCUGCUGUACAAAGAGUUCAAAAAGUACUUAAAGAGAAAGAGAACAAUUCACAAAGAAUUAGAAAGGAGUUGCAGCCCACCUAAUAGGACUGCUUGAUUCCGUCGAGUAUGGAAAAAGCGAAAGGUAUUUUACGGUCUCUUUUGCGUUCUUCUUCUGUUACUUGCAUAUUUUCUGUGGUAUCAUUCAAGUCAUCUACUGAUGUCUUCCUUGGGUUUCUCUCAAAAGCGAAAGGUAAAAACAACAUGAUAGCAAACGAGUAUGGAAAAAGCACAAUCAUUUUACCUUCUAUAUUUUUAUCUGCAAUUACAUCAGACGUGCCCGUAGCUUUAGGAGGAUAUGUUGAUUCAUUAUGCGGGAUUGAUGUAUCAACCGAGCUAGCUGGGUCAUCUAAUAUAACAUGCUUGGUUAGUAUUUAUUAAAAUGGCUGAACCAUGAAUGCUAGGAUGUAACAUAAAAUAAUCUUACUUGAAUUACAAAGGGGACGAAGAUCAACUUUCCUGUGCUUAUCAUCUCACGUGGGUUUGAUUAGCUGCCCCAACAUAUGAUCUGCCCCAACAUUAGUUCCUAUUGUAAUCCAGCAUGGGCGUUCAGAAAGCAAAGAGAAGUUAAACAUAAUCACAAAUAGUAUGAUUGUCAAAUACGCACAUAUAACUAACGACAUUGUAAAUCCACCAAAUAUGUACCAGGGAUCACAUAUGAAGAUUGUUGAACAUUUGUGAUAUCACAUAGAGUACGGCGGUGAACAAUCGGCCCAUCGUCUAGAUGGUUUAUAAAACCAUCUGACUUCUUAGUGCGAUAAGAUGCCCGCCUCCACGCGUUGAUAAGAUCCCUAUGGUCUACCAUUUUUACAACAGGUAUGAGAGUUAGAGAACAAAAAAAGUAUGUACAAAUCACUUAGAUAGAUGUUGAUACAACAUCUAUGAAACCAACACGGGGAACAUCUAUGAAGUCAGGUUACUAUAACGAUUAAUUUGCAUACUAUAGGUAUUCAGAAAAACCCAAGAGUAGUCAGCAAAAUCACGCUUAAAUACUUACCAGUCUUUGAAAGGGAUGGCUGAUUAUCCUCUUGUAACCUGACCAUAUCCUCCUCUUUUUUCUUCCGAUAAGAUUCACGCCUCUAUGCGUUGAACUGCUCCCUUGUUUCGCCAACGUUUUUUUCUUCAUUACAUACAGCUACUGUUGCAUGCUGCUUGGAAGUUUUGUCAUCUGCAUUACGUUAAGCGUAAAAACCACAAAGCCCAUUAAGCUCAUCUGGGAAAAUGGACUAAACCUCUCUGAUCCGCUACCGGAGAUGUCGAUUUGGAAGCUGUAUAAGCAUGCCUGUGAAUACCUUGAGUAUCACCUCGUAGCUUAGUCAUACCAUCCUUAUUAUUCUCAGAAUACGAUGGAAUCCCGUCGUUUGAAGGUUCCCGCCCUAGAUCUUAGCAAUCAACAAAAUAUACGGUAUGCACGAAACAUUAGCAGCAAUCUUGACACAGUCUUAUACCUGCUCCCGUCGUGUAAAUAUCGUGAAUAUUUGCAUGUAAGGGUAUGAAGUUUGCAUUGUAGUCUCCAACAUUUAUCCCGCUCGUAAGGACUGCAACACAUAAAAUGCAUUCUGCCACUUUCAGAAAUGCACGUGAGGCAACAUUUAUAACCAAUAUUCGCACAGUAUUAUACCUAAUUCCGUCGUGUAAACGUUAUCAACAAUUUCAGCUACGGGUAUGAUGCUCGCAUUGUGUUCUGCAUCACUUCUCCCGCUUGUAAGACCUGGAAGACAUUAUGCAUACAGCCUGUCACUGUCAGAUAUUCAGGUCUCGCAACUAAACAAAAACAUGGUAGACUGCAUCAUACCUGUAGUUACGUCAUCUUCUGGUUGAUGUUCGUGUGCCGUGCUUUUUGAAUUCCCCAUAUGCAACUAUUGAAUGGCAAAAAUCAUGAAGACAGAAAUGGUAGUUCUUUGAUGAUCUUCACCAACAUGGUAAUUUCUUCUACAUCUUUGACAUUCUGCAAGGGUUAUUGUUCUACAUAUAUACUGCAACAUGUUGCUAGCAUAUACUGCAAUUGUAUUUUAUUCUACAUAUAUACUGCAAUGGCACUUUCAUCUACAUCUUCUACAUCUCUGUACUUUAUUAGAAUGCAAGUCUUUUUGUUCUAUCUUUAGUUCAGCACAAGUGGAAACAUACUCUUGGGUCUUGUAUGGUUUAUGUUUUCUUUUUUGCCAUAUUCACUCAAGUGCAGGAUGCAGGAUACUCCUUGGUACAAAAAAUGCCAAUUGCCAACUGUAAACAUGUGUACUUGAGUCUAUUUUUAACAUGAAAAAAACCUAAACUGUGUGCAACAGAAAUCAAUCUCGCAGGCGGAU
This is a messenger RNA of Triticum dicoccoides, 3526 nucleotides long. Its product is annotated as stomatal closure-related actin-binding protein 1-like. The transcript is spliced from 7 exons. The record is from RefSeq and is a predicted model, not a curated record. NCBI's taxonomy places the organism in Eukaryota, Viridiplantae, Streptophyta, Magnoliopsida, Poales, Poaceae. Gene Ontology annotation, molecular function: actin binding. Gene Ontology annotation, biological process: actin filament organization; regulation of stomatal movement. Bases 840 to 1265 code for a protein of 141 amino acids.